UCCGAACACCCCGCCGCCGCAACCCUAGAUUGCGCUUGCGCCUUCCUUCUCCCUGUCCCCUCUCGGCUGCGCCGCCAUCACAUAAAGUCCGCGGCCCUCGCCCUCCGUAAACCCCUCUUCCACCCGCGGCCUGCUCCUGCGAUCUGCCCAGCAGAUCUGAGGUUCCGAUCGGCCGUCCCCGUGAACCAGCGGCAACCGUCGGCAUGGCGCUCGUAUUGCAUUCUGGGGCUGGAAACAAGAAUGCCUUCAAGGCACUUAUUGCUGCAGAAUACAGUGGGGUCAAGGUCGAGUUGACCAAGGAUUUUGAGAUGGGUGUCUCCAACAAGACCCCUGAAUUUCUUAAGAUGAACCCCCUUGGGAAGGUUCCUGUUCUGGAGACUCCUGAUGGCGCUGUUUUUGAGAGUAAUGCUAUUGCACGCUAUGUUGCUCGUUUGAAGGAUGACAACCCUCUUUUUGGGUCUUCCCGUAUUGAACAAGCCCAUGUUGAGCAAUGGGUGGACUUUGCUGCAACAGAAGUUGAUCCUGGUGUUGCAUGGUACUUGUAUCCAAGGCUUGGGUUUAUCCCUUAUGCUCACACAACCGAGGAAACAGCUAUUGCUUCAUUGAAGAGAUCGCUUGGUGCUCUGAACACACACCUUGCCUCAAACACAUACCUUGUUGGGCAUUCUGUUACUCUAGCUGACAUUGUAUUGACAUGCAACCUCUACCAUGGAAUUGCACGGAUCUUGACCAAGAGCUUCACUUCUGAUUUCCCUCAUGUCGAGAGGUAUUUCUGGACCAUGGUUAACCAGCCUAACUUCAAGAAGGUCAUUGGUGAGGUCAAGCAGGCAGAGUCUGUACCUCCUGUUCAGAAAAAGGCCGCUCCUCCUAAGGAGCCUAAGGCAAAGGAUGUCAAGAAAGAAGCCCCAAAGGAGGCCCCCAAGCCAAAGGUGGUUGAGGCACCAGCAGAAGAGGAAGCACCAAAGCCAAAGCCAAAGAAUCCUCUUGACUUGCUGCCACCAAGCAAGAUGGUCCUUGAUGACUGGAAGAGGCUAUACUCAAACACAAAGACCAACUUCCGGGAGGUUGCCAUCAAAGGUUUCUGGGACAUGUACGACCCAGAGGGCUACUCUCUGUGGUUCUGUGACUACAAGUACAACGAUGAGAACACGGUGUCCUUUGUGACCCUGAACAAGGUUGGUGGGUUCCUGCAGCGGAUGGACCUGGCUCGCAAGUAUGCCUUUGGGAAGAUGCUCGUGAUAGGCUCUGAGGCACCCUUCAAGUUGAAGGGCCUUUGGCUCUUCCGUGGCCAGGAGGUUCCCAAGUUUGUAAUGGAUGAGGUCUAUGACAUGGAGCUCUACGAGUGGACCAAGGUGGACAUCUCUGAUGAGGCCCAGAAGGAGCGUGUCAAUGCUAUGAUUGAGGACCAGGAGCCCUUUGAGGGUGAGGCCUUGCUUGACGCGAAAUGCUUCAAGUGAGUGUGCUUGCCUGGAGCCAGAACUGUUUAGGCCUUGAAUUGGAUGUUUAUGGAGGAGUUUGCCCUUUUACUUGUGUCUAUGUUGAUCUGGUAUACCUUGCUGUGAACUGGUUAAAGUUUGUGUUGGUUUGAGAAUUUUUGUCUAUCUUGUGGUGCCUCAGCCUUCCUCAUUUGAAUGUUUUGCCGUAACAAUCUGGCCAUGUUUUUUUU
Messenger RNA from Sorghum bicolor (sorghum), 1666 nucleotides. RefSeq names its product elongation factor 1-gamma 3. Bases 204 to 1457 code for a protein of 417 amino acids. The record is from RefSeq and is a predicted model, not a curated record. The transcript is spliced from 7 exons. Gene Ontology annotation, molecular function: glutathione transferase activity; translation elongation factor activity. Gene Ontology annotation, biological process: translational elongation. Lineage: Eukaryota; Viridiplantae; Streptophyta; Magnoliopsida; Poales; Poaceae.